Marmota flaviventris (yellow-bellied marmot) is the source of this 1879-nucleotide messenger RNA. Lineage: Eukaryota; Metazoa; Chordata; Mammalia; Rodentia; Sciuridae. The record is from RefSeq and is a predicted model, not a curated record.
AGUCUUUAUAUAAUUAUAUUACAUGUGCUUGUCUUUUCCUUAUCCUGUUCCCUUCUAGAAACAUGUUCAAAAAAUGAUAUAGAAAUUAAGAAUGGGUUUCUUUCUGAAUCUGACUUUAUAUAUAAUCUAAAUAAAGUAACACAAUAUAAGUGCAAACCAGGCUAUGUAACUGAAGAUGGUAACACAUCGGGAUCAAUUACCUGCCUCCAAGAUGGAUGGUCAGCUCAACCCUCCUGUGUUAAAUCUUGUGAUAUGCCAGCAUUUGAGAAUGCUAAAACCAAAAGUAACGCCACGUGGUUUAAACUCAAUGACAAGUUGGACUAUGAAUGUAAUGUUGGGUUUGAAAACAGAUUCAAGCGUGCCAAAGGAUCCAUAGUAUGUCAGGACAAUGGAUGGUCACAUAUACCCACAUGUUAUGAAAGGGAAUGCAGGAUUCCCAAAAUGGGAAAAUUCUUAAUGGCUGAUCCCAAGAAAGAUAAAUAUAAAGUUGGAGAUUUGUUGAAAUUUUCCUGCCGAUCAGGACUUACAAGAGUUGGACCAGAUUCAGUACAAUGCUACCAUUUUGGAUGGUCCCCGGAUAUCCCAAUAUGUAAAGAUCAAGUACAGUCAUGUGGUCCACCUCCUCCACUAUUCAAUGAGGAAGUUAAAGAAACAAAGAAAGAAGAAUAUGGACACAAUGUAGUAGUAGAAUACAAUUGCAAUCCUAGAUUUUUGAUGAAGGGACCUAAUAAAAUUCAAUGUGUUGAUGGAACGUGGACAACCUUGCCAAAAUGUAUUGAGGAGGAGAGAACAUGUGGCGCUAUACCUGAACUUGACCAUGGCUUUGCCCAGCCUUCUGACCCUCCUUAUCACCAUGGGGAUUCAGUGGAGUUCAAUUGUACAGAAACCUUUACAAUGAUUGGAGACAGAUCAAUUACAUGUAUUAGUGGAAUGUGGACCCAACUUCCUCUGUGUGUUGCAACAGAUCAACUUGAGAAGUGUCAAGCACCAAGACUAACUGCAAAUGAAGCAAAUCAAUCAGAUAAAAAUGAAUAUAAUCAUAAUUUUAACUUCAGUUACUCAUGUAGGGGAAAGUUGGAGCAGAAACAUUCAAUCUGUGUCAAUGGACGAUGGGACCCUGAACCAACCUGCACAAAAGUGGAGAUAAACUUCUGCCCACCUCCACCUCAGAUUCCCAAUGCUGAAGAUAUGAAAACCACAGUGAAGUAUCAGGAUGGAGAAAAAGUAUCUGUUCUUUGCAAAGAAAAUUAUCUGAUUAAGGAAGCAGAAGAAAUUGUGUGCAAAAAUGGAAUAUGGCAGUCAAUACCACGCUGUGUUGAAAAACUUUCAUGUUCUCAACCACCUGACAUAGACCAUGGAAGAAUUAGUCCAUCUAGAUCUUCAGAAGAAGGGAAAGAAGCAAUUGAAUCCAGACAGUAUGCACAUGGCACUAAACUGAAUUAUAGUUGUGAAGAUGGUUUCACAACCUCUGAGGAAGAUGAGAUAACAUGCUACAUGGGCAAAUGGAGUCCUCCACCUCAGUGUGUAGGACUUCCUUGUGAACCUCCACCUUCCAUUCCUAAUGGUGUUGUGUCUCAUGAGUUAGACAGUUACCCAUAUGGACAAGAAGUUAUUUACAAUUGUUCUGAAGAUUUUGGGAUUGAUGGACCUGCAUUUAUAAAAUGUUUAGGAGGAAAAUGGUCUUCCCCACCAGAAUGCAUAAGAACAGAUUGUUUUAAUUUACCCAACUUUGAUGAUGCCACGCUUUUAGGAGAAAGGAAAGAAUCAUAUAAGUCAGGAGAUCAAGUGACUUACAGAUGUCCAAAAUUUUACCAAGUGGAAGGGUCCAAUACCAUAACAUGUAUUAAUGGCAAAUGGAUAGGAAAGCCAAUGUGCAAAG